Schistocerca nitens (vagrant locust) is the source of this 7626-nucleotide messenger RNA. Its product is annotated as Na(+)/H(+) exchange regulatory cofactor NHE-RF1-like. The transcript is spliced from 2 exons. The record is from RefSeq and is a predicted model, not a curated record. NCBI's taxonomy places the organism in Eukaryota, Metazoa, Arthropoda, Insecta, Orthoptera, Acrididae. Gene Ontology annotation, molecular function: protein binding; protein-membrane adaptor activity. Gene Ontology annotation, biological process: protein localization to plasma membrane. The coding region runs from base 332 to 1081 and encodes 249 amino acids. Gene Ontology annotation, cellular component: apical plasma membrane.
UUGCGUAACUAAGAUCUACCAACGUCACAAAAUCACUUUGUAAGAUGUUAAUAGCGUAAAAUUGUUAGCUUUAGUUCUUGUGUGCACACAACAGCAUUAAAACGCGUGUAUGUCUAAUAAGUGCACUUUACUCAUGACGUGGCUUAGUUCCUGACGAUUAGUAUUAUGUUGAUCAAGUGACUUGCUUUGUUGGCGACAUUGUUAUAUCUUAAGAUGGCAGCGAGAGACUUAUGUCACAAGUUGUACUAGAAAUAGUGGUUGCUUCACGUCGUGGAAGCGCGUUGGUGCUAGGCUGUGCUGCGUUUGCUGAAUUUCAGAAAAGUGUCUGAAGAUGUCUAACGGAGCACUGUCAUCCGACACACCUGUUGCGCGGCUUUGCCAUAUAAUACAGUGGAAGCAUUUCGAUGGUUAUGGAUUCAACUUACAUGCUGAGAAGGGGAAGCCAGGACAGUACAUCGGCAAAGUCGACGAAGGUUCACCAGCUGAAGCCGCCGGUCUGAAAGAAGGUGAUAGAAUAAUAGAGGUCAAUGGUGUAAAUAUUGCCAAUGAAAACCAUAAGCAGGUAGUUCAGAGGAUUAAGGCAAUCCCCAACGAAACAAAACUUUUGGUAGUUGAUGCUGAAGCAGAUAAAUAUUACAAAGCAAACAAUAUCACUAUUAAGAGCGGUUCACCCGAUGUUAAGUACCUGAAAACACCAAUGCCAGACGCAGACAAUUCAGAUGAUACAGACGAGAAGAAGUCUGGAAAUAAUGAAGAUGGUCAGAUUGAUGCAGUCGCUAAUGACAAGAAAUCAAGUGAUGCUGGAAGUUCAAAUACUACUCCGUCAACAGACAGGAAGAGUAGUAGCAGUCAUGUCUCCGAGCAUGGAAAUGAUUCCAAUACAGUGCAAGAGGUAAAUUCAAAAUCUCCUGGGGCAGGAAGUAAUAAUAGUACUUUAGAGCGCAGUAGUGCUAACAGUGGGAUUAAUCUGAACAUGUCAGCAAAGGAACUACGAGAGAAACUUGCCUCUCGUAAAAAAUACGAUCCGAAAAAGGAAAGUAUGGAUUUCAAGAAGAAGUUCGAAAUAGUGCAAACUUUGUGAAUGGACAAUCAGUUGUUGAUGAGAGUGAAACAAAAACCGCACAAAAUCUGAUCUGAAGGAAAGAACUUAUUUUUAGUGUAUUUUUAACGGUCGUCUACAUUCCAGUUCGCUGCAUUGAAUAAUGGAAAUUUCUUAUUUGGUUUGGGAUGUAAUGCUUAGUUAAGUUAUACUGAAUAGUAAUUGGGUUUUUCACUAAUUACAGUUCCAUCUUCAUUAUGCACUGGAAUCGUCUCUGACAUUGUUUCCAGUUAAGCAUUAGUUAAUGAACAUUUAAGACAAUAUUUGUCGUGGUAAACAUUCCAUUGUUGUGUGUUGUAGAUAUAUUUUUAAAGAUGAGGGCUUGCAUUUUAAUUGUUGCUCUCUGAUGUUAUUCUGAACUCAGCUGCAGUAAGCAAAUAAUUUUUUUUGUGUGUAGCUCGAAGAACUGCAUAGUCUGGUGUAACUUCGAGAUCAGACUGUCAAAACAACUCUUGAUUUCCAACUUUUCAACCUAAUAAUUUUUCUCAGUAAGGCUCAAAAAGUUUUUUGCCCAACUCAUAUGCAGGUGAGGUGACUUACAAGUAGCACUUGUUGAAUUGUGCACUGCUAUUGAUAAAAUUCACUCACCUUGACAAGACUGCAAUAGUCUUAAACAGCUGUAUGGAUAGAAUCAGUAUUGUCAAUUAAUGCUUCCUUAUCUGAAUAUGGAGUCAUAACAUGUUUCUUGGUAGUGCCUAUGGGCAUGUUUCCAGUGGCAGUGCAUUAGAAGUAAAAAAAAUUGCAGUAAAUGAUCGUAUGUUAGCCCUAACUUAGUUUGGCCAUUUUCUGGGUCACACAUUGUGUUGUGCUGAUGUACAGUGCUUCAAUUAAUCAGUGCCUUAUCCUCUAGUCUCAGUGCACAUGUUAGAGCCAGUUUCACGAACUUUUCCUUGGAAAGGAUAAAUAGGUGCAUUCUUGAAAAGAUCAUACGCUUCUGCAGCUUUUGCAGAAUUGAUGAAUGUUUAAUGAUAACCUUGAGCUACAAUGCUGUUAUAUUUUUGAUAGUUUUUACAUAUAUUGUGCGCACAUUUCUGUGCACAUUGAAAAUAUUUUAUUAAACUCUAUAAUAUGGAAAUGAUAUACUAAAAUGUUAAAAGGUUAUGAAAAAUGGUGAAUAUUUUUGUAGUAAAAUGCCGAACUAUGGAAUAUAGUUAAUUCUGCUUUUGUAGAAUAUCGAAUGCAGCUCAUUGAAAAUUAUGCUGUAGGAUUGGCAGAAAUUCCCCCAGGAAAAAUAUAGUUUACAGCGUGAUGCACAAUAAGACUGUAACAAAGAGCUUCACUUAAUAUGAACCUAUACUUUGAGAUGUGACCAUAUGUUUUCAGAAGCAUAGCUUUAACACCAAAAACUUUACAAAGUAUUUGAUAACUGUUUUAUUGUUUCUUGAAUUAGAAUGUAUCAUACAUCAGAGUCAUAUCAAUAUAUUUUUGUCGUGACUUACAAGUGUAUAAAUAUUAUUUAAAAUACAUCUGUUUAAAGCAUCAGCCACUCUCAGUGUUUGUUUGUUUGUAUACUGUGUGUGUGUGUGUGUGUGUGUGUGUGUGUGUGUGUGUGUGUGUGUGUGUGUGUGUGUGUGUGUGUUUACUUGUCAAUUGUCAGUUCGCAGUGGUGUCCACGGAGAUAAGUAGUUAAUAAUGGUGAAUAACUGGCUUAUAUGUUAUUUGAGUAAUUAAUAUGGGUGUUCAGAUUCUCAUUAUGCACACAGCAAUAUCACAAUAUACAUGUUAACACCAUAGAAAACUGACUUGUCCAAACGUAGCAUGUGUAGCUCUGUUAAUGUUUGGUCUACCAUUGAGAGUGGGUGACCAAAAAUGUGUGAUGUAAAGUACAAGCUGUAGUUUGUCACAACUCACCAGCUAAUAGCAUCAGUCUGCCCCAUCUUGCCAUAGCUUACACUACAAGGAGUGCAAGCUAUCCUUUAUUACUGCACAUUAGCAAUGACAUCCUGUAGUGGAGUAUAAGUUGUAUAAAGCAACACAACUAGUAUGAUGUUAAGAAGUGGUAGCAAUAACAUUAAAAGUGCAUAAAGUUUUUAGAAGAGAAUGACAGGCACAAAUGUGUCCCCAUUUGGAGUGUAGCCUAGCAUUACAGGGGUGAGAACAGCUGGUGCCUUCAUAAAGUAUUUACCAUCUCUCACAGUGCAGAAUUCACCACACAGCAACAAACUACUAGCUGAACAUUCUUUUGAGAGAUAGGAGUGCUGCAUUCACCUGAUGACCUGUUAUCUGGUGUGAAAAUAUGUUGUUGCCUUUAAAUUUUUUAACCAUAUAAAACUUGAGAAGAAUGUAGUAUGACGGGGAAAGGGAGCACGCGUAUGAAAGAUGUGUUUGUGUUUUUAAGGGUCAUCAUAAAUUUUCUUAAUAUCUUAAGAAAUGCGUAUGUUUUUCCCUGUUGAAGUUUGCAUAUACAGCUAUUUCAUAACUCUGCCCCCCCCCCUUUUUUUAACAAAGUCCACCAAGCUGUUACUUGCUAAGCAACUGAAUUUACAAUACUGGAUCUGGACAUAACAAAUAACUAUUUUUGUUCUGCCAUAUGCUAAACAAAUAACUAUUUUUGUUCUGCCAUAUGCUAAUUAUGUUUGGAAUAGUGUGGUUAGAGGCGUCUCUGAAAUAGUCUGUGUAGUAUUGAAACUAACAAUUUAACAUGUGUACCAUGACAGCUAUUGUACUGUAUAUUGCAGAGGAUACUGCCUUUUCUGUUCCAUUUGUAAAUUGAAUCUCACAUACUCAAUCGUAUGCUGUUGUACUAGUACAGCAACCAUUCGCUUUAUAUAUAACUUUAUGUCAAAUAUGAAACAAGGAGCUAUAAGUUACAGAAUAAAAGACAACAGCAGUGUUCAAAAUACAGUAAAUAAAAUUAUACUAUUGGUGAAGCUGUUAAUGUAUUACAUCACUUUAAGAAGAGUGAAAAUAUGCAGCUCAUGUUAGCUUAGCGAAAGUUCAUGGUGCAUCUUGUAAAAAUUUAUAGUGGCUUUUUUUAGCCAGUUAAAACUCUGGCUGCACACCAAAUCUUUGAUUUCAUCCUGUAGCCCCACAUUAUAAGAAUUCUAAACAUUUUGGUAGUAUAAAAGAUAUGUCGAACUACUUGUGCAUGCAAUUUUUUUGUAAACGCACAAACAUGUCCAAGAAUUCUUUAAUAAAAUUGUUUCCAUUGACAUAAUAUGGAAAAUCGACAAUUUCAUUUUAGGAGUCUAAUUUAAUUUUCAAAGUUGUUAAUUAGAUUGUAUCAAACUAUUGUUUUUGAUGGUUACUUUCCUGUUGUGUGAAUCCAUCUCUAGUUUAUUCACUGAGUAUUACACAAAUUCGUGCGUUGAGGGUAGUAUAUAAAUAAUCUUUUUCUAAGGAAUGUCAUCUGAGAUUUUACAACUGUCAGUAUGAUGUACAGCCUCAGCUGUAAUAGUGCUAACUUGUCUUUUCAGUUCAUUCUUUUAUAGUGUGGAGCGCGUAUUCAGAAAAGGCAUAAAGAUGAGAGCUUUAUUCUAAUUGACAGACAGUUCGUUAGGGAUACACGUGCUCCAGAAUUCUAAGUAAUGAGUAACAUUUAUCUCUUUGGACUUGUACAAUGUAAUAUUUUCUACAAUAUUUUUGGUAAGUGUUUCACAUUUUUUGGAAUUUUGAAAUGAAGUCUUCAGUCCUACUGCCCUAGCUUGUGUUAAUGUACGUGGACUACUGUGAUAGGUUAAUAACAGAAAGUGAAGUGAUGAUAAAUUACCUAAUUAAUCCUUGAUGGAAAAUUUUGGCAAUCAGCCUGUUUCAGUUUAAAAACUUCUGUCUGCAACAGGUGUUAGAUAGACCAAUGUUAAUGUGAAGAAAAUGUUUUUCGAGUGCUGAAUGUUAAGAGUCGUUGUAUAGUAAACCACUAGAAGUACAUUACUCAAAACUUCAUUUUGUUUUGUGUCAGUUUCGAUGUAAUGAGCUAUGUAAAAGAUGCAGAUUAGUAGAGAUUGUAUAAAGUGUGAGAAUUUUAUUGUCUAUAGAUGACUGUUUUUUCCCCUCUCGCAAUUUUUGAGUGUCUCAAAUGGCGAUCCUCAGAUCCACGUGAUGCACAGGACCACCACGUCAUGAUGAUGCAUGGUCAUGUGCAGUAUAUGGAUAUGAGGAUGGCUAUUGGAGUUGUUGGAAAAUAAUAGUACACAUUGUGCAAUGAUGAUAGGUAGAAGUGUUUACAGUUUAGUGUUGGAAAUAGACUGAGAUAAUUAGUUACAGAGAAACUGUUGAGGUAGGGUGGCGAUGAUUAAUGAAUUGACAUCAAGCUUAAAAUAGAGCUAUCCCGGCAUUCAUGUCAUGUUGUUUCCGAAUUCAUCAGUGUGAGUUCAGUAAUUUGAUCACUGCAUCACCUCGUUUUGAGUUAUAAAAAUUCAUUGUACUUGGGAUGGGCCAACUAUUCACAUCAUAAUACCCUAAACCAGACGUAUGCGAAGUUACAACAAGCAAGAAGUUACAUGAACAUUAGGAAAGGUAUAUAGCCAUAAAAAACAAUUACAGAGUUAAAAAAUUGUAUGAAAGAACCAAUCAGUUAAAACAGUUUCACUGUGGGUAUAUCAAUAAGAUCUAAUAUCUUUAUAAGAGGAAUUAGAUAAUUACUGCAGAAACAAACUUUGUGGUCAGAUUGAAUGUAUUUAGUUCCCGAGAUUUAUUUAACGAGGAAAAUAAUGACCAAAUGACACUUGCUUGUCAAAUAUGGAUGUUUUUAAUGGAAAACAAAUUUUUGUAGAAUAGGUGCAGACCUUGUUCAUAAUUGUGGAAACAAAUUGACACUAUUAGUAAUACUGAACAUAUAAUUUUGUCAUUUGUUGCAAAUAGAUGUAAAGUUAGAGGUUCCAGUGUGAUUUCUAAAUGCUAUGGACAAAAUAUAUUUUGUCCUUUUUUUCAUUGAACAGACACUGUGCUUUAUAAUAUUUAUAGUGUAUGAGAACUAAGCUUACAAAAGAGAACUAUUGAUAACAGCUUCAAAACACAAGACAUUAUAUUUCCUGCUAUAAUGCUUGUGUUAACUACUAACACUAAAAUUUCAAUAUACAAAAAUUUCUCAGAAGUGUAAUAUUUACCUCGUUCGUUAAAUAUACCUCUUUCUGUGAACUGUGUAGUUUGAUUGGUAGUUGAGGGGGAAGUAAAAAGCUUCAGAGCAAAAGCUUCCAUGUGAUCGUGGUAGCUAAUGCAACAAAGAAAAUGACAACCAAGAUUGUUUCAAAGAAAUAAGAAAAAAAAGUUUUUGUGCGUAUCAUCCCAAAAUAUUAACUUAGUCAUGAACAAUUUGAUGAAUGUAGGCAGAAGUGAGUGGUAAUGUGUAGACAGGGAGAAACUGUUUGCUUUCCAAAUAUACUGAAUGAUGCCAACCAGUUGCUUGUUUAUUAUUGGCAUUUGGACCAGCUGCUUGUUGGAACUUUCCUUCUAUGAUAAGCAGUGUCAAGCAUUUCACACAUCUUCAGAUUGCUUACGUUCAGUGUGUGUUUCGUGCAGUCAACCUCUUCAUCAUGUCAAUUUUCACACUAAAACAAAAGAUUAUAAAAUAAAUUGAGUGGUUCAUAUUGUGGAAAAUGACUGUAAAUAGUGUUAACUAUAUUAUAAUGAAAUUGUAUAGAAAAAAUCUAUUCACCAAGCAGUGGCAGGAGAAAACACACAAAGGUUAAGUAAAAGUGCAAGCUUUCGGAGUUAGUGUAUGCCCUGGGUCAUGGCAAACUUACCAGAUGGUACAUCUCGAAUGACCCAGGGUUUUGAGCAAGUUCUCCAAACUCCCUCCAUUUUCUAAAUCUUGCCAUUACUUUUGCUUCAUCCCCCAUCCUUCCCCUUCAACCUUCUGCCAGGAGGAGGAGCCACUGACUCCUAAAGCUUGCUCAUUUACCUAACCUCAUGUGGUUUUCCUGCCACCACUUGGUGAGUAGAUAUUUUAAAUCAAUACGAUAACAUUAUAUGUUCAAAAAUCUAUUAUUUUUGUUGAUAUAUUAAUUAUAUUUAGUAAGUUGUCUUUUCUCUAAAUAUAUUAAAAGUGACUAAUUAACUAACAUCAAAGGUGAAGUUGCACUACAAUGGUGUGAAAGUGCUGUAGUUAAAUUGCAGUAAAGAAAACUUGUGUCAAUUACCACUUUUGACUGGUUUCUGGAUAGUCACAUUUUGUUGUACACCACCGUGUUAGGGCAUCGACAGCAAGUACAUAUAGCUGACGAGUCUGCUCAAGUUUGAACACUAUUAAAUAAAAUUCCACUUGUGAACUGCACAGGUGACACACCCGUUGUAGUGUAAUGUAGUGGGUGUACUAUAACACAAGUAUGAUGCAGGUUGUGCUUAAUUGUAACAUAUUCUGGAAAUGAGCAACUUACUGAGUAAGUGGGUCUUUUUUUUUGAGGGGGGGGGGGGCGGCAAUAUCCACUUGUCAUCUUACGCAAUUAUUAUUCCUAUUAAAUUGUUAAUUGAUCAUGUUUUGCAACCAAAGUGUGCAUUAAUAACACUCUCUGAUUGUAAACUGUUACAAGACGAGGAGGAGAUACUGAAAAUCCUGUCACGUUUGAAAGAAAUAAAAUUCAUUUAAUGAA